AUGGCCACAGCACUUGAAGAACAACAGCACCCCCUUCUGGAAGCUCAGCCUCAGCCCGCACCCAAGCCCAGCAAAACUUCCGGCCAGAAGGCCAUUCGAAAGACCUUCAAGAUCUCUGCUCAUCUGUCGAAUCUCCUCCCCACCGGCUCCGUCCUCGCCUUCCAGAUCCUGUCGCCGGUUUUCACCCACGAAGGCCAAUGCCGAUCUGUCGUGAGCCAGUCGCUAACGCUAGCCCUUUUGGCGCUCUGCGGCAUCUCCUCCUUCUUGCUGUGUUUCACCGACAGUUUCAGGGACGACCGGGGCAAGGUCCGGUACGGGCUGGCGACGUUCGGCGGGCUGCGGGUCAUCGACGGAACGGUUACUUUACCGCCGGAAGAGGCUGCCAAGUACCGGCUUCGAUUCGCCGAUUUCUUCCAUGGCUUCCUCUCCGUCGUUGUCUUCGCCUCUGUGGCGCUGUUCAACCAGAAUGUUGUCAAGUGCUUCUAUCCGUCGCCGUCGGAAGAAGCUCAGGAGCUUCUGGCGACGUUGCCUGUCGGAACUGGGGUUGUCUGCAGCCUGCUGUUCAUCUGUUUCCCUUCCAACCGCCAUGGAAUUGGCUUCCCUCUCUCUCGGCAUUAG
This is a messenger RNA of Diospyros lotus (date-plum), 618 nucleotides long. Its product is annotated as protein DMP7. The transcript has a single exon. Bases 1 to 618 code for a protein of 205 amino acids. NCBI's taxonomy places the organism in Eukaryota, Viridiplantae, Streptophyta, Magnoliopsida, Ericales, Ebenaceae. The record is from RefSeq and is a predicted model, not a curated record. Gene Ontology annotation, biological process: endomembrane system organization.